ACAGAGUCGGGCAAUUUAAGCGGAAACUGGAUAAAAUGUCUCUUUAUGUACUCCAAUUUUCCACCGAUCAAUUAAUGAAUUACUUCACAAGUUAACGUACUUGACUACGCGACUCCACCUAAUACUUCGCUUCGCGUCUCAUCCACCAAAAAACUUUUCGCAUCAAUGUGACGAACCAAUGAAUCCGGAAUCGAUGCAUUUGGUAUCGUGUCGGACGAUAUGCCUCACCGUCCAGCAGGAACUCUACGUGAUGGGACAACCCACCGGAAAGCGUUUGUUUAUGCGUGGAUGUGCGUUAACUCUAGCACGGAGAGGCUUAAACAAUCAUACACUUAGCAUGUUUGAUCGCUACGAUAUUUGUCGCAGAGCUUCGACAUUGGAUAAAAGCUGUACUCGUGAACGCAUCAAAUUUCUGAUGUAUCAGAGUGACUGCGCCGAAGCCUCGACGCGCUUUUGCUGCGGUGUCAACUUACAAAUUACUUUCCGUCCUCCAUUUGAGAUCUCUAAUACGGCGAUCGAAGACUCCGUGAAAGGAAACCAUAUAAUUGCGUGA
Messenger RNA from Angiostrongylus costaricensis, 553 nucleotides. The record is from the annotation of a GenBank genome assembly. Lineage: Eukaryota; Metazoa; Nematoda; Chromadorea; Rhabditida; Metastrongylidae.